AUGAAAGUUUUACUUGUUAUUCUCCUCGCUUUCUUCGUUUUGGUUGGUAAGUUCAGGGGGAGGGUUGAUUGUGACUCUCUAGGCGCAGAUCCUUGUCGGAGUGGUCCUCUCUAGACGCGACACCUAUCCAGAGUAGUUCUCAAGGCGCGACGCCUUGUUGGAAGGAUUCUCUCUAGGCACCACACCUAUCCAGAGUGGUUCUCAAGGCACCACACCUAGCUAUAAUGUUUUUUCAAGAGAUGGCUCCUUGUCAGGGUUAGUCUUUAGGCACCUUACCUAUUCAGAUAUUGAAUUUUAAAAUUGAUCAUUUCCGCCCUAAAGUUUGUAUAUUUUUCAGAUGCCAAAAGCAUUCCUCGUGAAGACGACAACAACAUUUCAAAAGAUUGUGGUGCUCCGUUCUACAUGGUAGAAGAAAUCGAAUAUGUACCUUUAUUUGACAAAUUAACUACUACUCUACAGCCAAUUUAUACUGGCGAGCCCUUCUAUGAAGUUAAUAUGUGA
Caenorhabditis angaria is the source of this 501-nucleotide messenger RNA. The record is from the annotation of a GenBank genome assembly. Lineage: Eukaryota; Metazoa; Nematoda; Chromadorea; Rhabditida; Rhabditidae.